Owenia fusiformis is the source of this 1829-nucleotide messenger RNA. The record is from the annotation of a GenBank genome assembly. Lineage: Eukaryota; Metazoa; Annelida; Polychaeta; Sabellida; Oweniidae.
CGCCAUUUUGCUUCGUGUACAGCGGAAACAAUAUUUUCUUCGUUUUCUUUACAUUUGUAGCUGUAAUAGCUGAGAAUACGAAUUUUUUUCAUCAGUUGUCUUCCAAAUACAAGCAGGAUGUUUAUCUGGGAAUUUUUUACAGGAAUGUUAAAUUAUUUAGGUUUAUAUAAGAAAUCUGGUAAGCUGGUGUUCUUAGGAUUAGAUAAUGCUGGUAAGACAACACUACUACAUAUGCUCAAAGAUGACCGUAUGGCCCAACCUGUACCCACCCUACAUCCAACAUCUGAAGAACUGUCCAUGGGUGGUAUGAAAUUCACAACCUUUGACUUAGGAGGACAUCAACAAGCACGCAGAGUGUGGAAAGAUUACUUCCCAGCUGUAGAUGGUAUUGUAUUCCUGGUAGAUGCCUUAGAUAGAGAAAGAUUCACAGAAGCCAAAGCUGAACUAGAUAGUUUAUUAACAGAUGAGCAGGUUGCCAGUGCCCCUGUGCUGAUCUUAGGAAACAAGAUAGAUGCUGCUGGAGCAGCCAGUGAGGAUGAACUGAGACACCACUUUGGUCUACAUGGCCAGACCACAGGAAAGGGCACAGUAGCAAAGAAUGACCUACAUGGCAGACCCAUGGAACUGUUUAUGUGUAGUGUGCUAAAACGACAGGGCUAUGGAGAGGGAUUCAGAUGGCUUGCACAGUAUAUUAACUGACCGCAGUUACCUUAGACAAAUGGGAGUAUCAGUUUAUGAAAUUAUUGCGUUGAUGUAAAGGCAUUGUCAACCUGUAGGGGAGAAUAGAGCAUAGACAGCAAUACUAGAACAACCAUUCUGCUGAUAGAGUAUAGGAUCUGAGAACAAACUAUAACAGUCCACCCCACUGUGACAAAACAAAGCAAACGCAAUGCAAUGAUAAUGGUUAAUUUUGCCUUUACGUCAAAUGAUUAGGAUCGAAUUGGAAGUGCAAAACCUAUUAACAGGAUAUUAUACCUUCAAGCUGAAUAAUUAACAAAAACUUGAUUCUGUGAAUGUGACUUUAUAAUACACUUAUGGAGACAUUAGGGUAUUGCCAAAUAUUCUCUUUGAUGAUCAUGAAAUUAAAUAUUUGUUUUAAUUCUAAAUUUAUUAUCAUAAGUGAGUGGCACUGCUCUGAUAGUGUAACCAUGUGUUUAAGUACAUAAUAUAAUAAAGCCAGCAAUAUAACUUUAUUGGGAAUUUUUAGUCAAUUCAUCACAUGGUGUACUGUCCAGCAUAUCAUUAUAGGAAAUUGUACAUGGAGUCAAUUGUUUCAAAAAUCGCAAAAUUGAUAGAGUAUUUUUAAGGAAAUGAAAUUGUUCUGAAAAAGUUUUAGCAUGUACAGAUAUAAGAAGUUAUAUUUAAACGACAAUGUUUUUUUUUAAAUUAAACAAUUUUCUUAAUAGGAUGUGUACAAAUAAUGUAGGAUAAUGUAAAUAAAAACCAUCACAUCAUCACAUCACUAAUUAAAGUGUCAUGUAAUAUAUCUGGCUAUUGAGUAUUCACUUCAGAACUGUACAGCAUACCCUCAACUGAAUAUCUUCUUGUUAGGAGCCAUUUCAGUUGAGCCUAUACUUGGCCAGCGCUUUAUCCAUUGCCUUUUGUGUAAUUGUCCUCACACCUUUUAUGUGGUAAAAUAUGAGUGAUAUUCACCAAGUUUGUACGAUACAUAACAAACUGCACUAAAUUCACUGAAAUUGUUAUUGAAAAUCCACCUUGGACAAAAAACUGACAUUCUUUGUUUAUUUUCAGUUGUUGUCAAGUAAAAUUAAUAUAUAUUAAUAUGUAUAGUUUGUUCUACUUGUGUUUUUGACUUGUUUCUCACGACA